UCUAGCACCGUCACUGUAUAACACAUUAUUGUACGCAUUGUCAUGCAUAGGCAUGACCUGCGAAAUUUGAUCAAACAUAGGUACAUAAACUUUUUUUCUUAGAUUCUUAUUUCAUAUUCAAAUUUCACAUAGAACGCGGUCUGUCGCGGCGGUAAAGAUGUAAUACGUAAUAUCGAAUUAUCUGUCACACAGAGGGCGUUCUGUCGCGGCGGUACAAUUUAGAUCGCAACGACAGGCGAUACCCUUGUACAAAAUUACAAAAUUCCGCGCGAGCAGCUUUCGAUUUGUUGUCAUUUAUUGUUUUUUUUUAUAUUCUGUUAUAUAGUAAUUAUAUUAUAUUUUUAAAAUGGCUGAAGAAACUGAAAUGCUCAUCGAGCAAGGCUCGAACGAUUCGUGUUUUGCGUCAGCCACACACACGUCUUGCCCCGUACGAGUGUGCUCCGGCGGAACCUUUGUGCAAAGGCAUCCUCCUGAAUACGUGUGGUGGACCUUGCGGGUUUCUCCAGUUUUCGAAGACAUCUGUUGGUCCUGGAAUCGUCGCACGUGCAUUGGACACGGUCGCGUGGGUGCAACCAACCAAACUCCAGGCCGAUUCAGGCGCGGACCCGAACGUAUAGUGACGUUCGGCGUCAUUCAUUAUUUUUUAAUCUUGCAUUGCGCACUACACUUAUUAUUAUUAUUAUUAUUGUUCUUAUUAUAAUUUGU
Molecule: messenger RNA, 705 nt
Organism: Sipha flava (yellow sugarcane aphid)
Lineage: Eukaryota; Metazoa; Arthropoda; Insecta; Hemiptera; Aphididae
Exons: 2
Coding region: 347-700 (117 amino acids)
Source: RefSeq, a predicted model, not a curated record